Molecule: messenger RNA, 780 nt
Organism: Pipistrellus nathusii (Nathusius's pipistrelle)
Lineage: Eukaryota; Metazoa; Chordata; Mammalia; Chiroptera; Vespertilionidae
Source: the annotation of a GenBank genome assembly
AUGCAGCCACCCCUGCUCAUGCUCCUGCUGGCCUUUUUCCUACUCCCCAAGGCGGAGGCAGGGGAGAUCAUCGAGGGACAUGAAGCUAAGCCCCACUCCCGCCCCUACAUGGCCUACCUUCACAUUAAAGAUAAGAAGGAGUUCAGGUGUGGCGGUGUCCUUGUGCGAAAGAACUUUGUUCUGACAGCUGCUCACUGCAAUGGAAGGUUAAUCAAUGUCACUCUGGGGGCCCACAACAUCAAAAAGGAGGAGGAGACCAAGCAGAACUUCCUGGUAAAAAAAGCCAUUCCCCACCCAAACUACAAUGAUAAGAACUUCUCCAAUGACAUCAUGUUACUCCAGCUGGAGGGAAACAUCAAGCAAACUGAUGCAGUGAAGCCCCUCCCACUGCCCAGGGGCUGGAAAAGGUUGAGACCAGGACAGAAGUGCACUGUGGCUGGCUGGGGGAAGGUCUCUCCAUGGGGCCCAUACUCAGACACUCUGCAGGAGGUACAGCUGACCUUACAAAAGGAUGAAGAAUGUGAAUACCGCUUUCGCCGUUCUUACAAGCGGACCAUUCAGCUGUGUGUGGGGGAUCCAACAGAAAAUAAGGCUUCUUUCCAGGGGGACUCCGGGGGACCGCUCCUGUGUAAAAAUGAGAUCCAAGGCAUUGUCUCUUAUGGAAACGAAUAUGGGGAGCCACCACGAGUCUUCACCAAUGUUGCAAGCUACCUUCCCUGGAUAAAGAAAACCAUGAAAAGCCUCCAACUGCAGAACCCAGACCAUCUCCUCUGGAGCUAA